Molecule: messenger RNA, 1917 nt
Organism: Dentiscutata erythropus
Lineage: Eukaryota; Fungi; Glomeromycota; Glomeromycetes; Diversisporales; Gigasporaceae
Source: the annotation of a GenBank genome assembly
AUGUAUGCGCAAAGGGAUUCAUCGGGUACCUUACUUACCCAGGCUUUUCAUCCACCGUCGUCUGAGGAGCAUUUUUCUUCUCAAACCUUUUUUGAACAACAGCAACAGCAGUACAAUCAAGAACAACUUGAAGAGAUCCAAGAACAACUUAACCAAUCUAAUAUAGCUCAACGUUUUCAAAUCACUGAAAACAAUAAUUUUGCUUUUCAGGCCUUUGAUAAUAGUUCAAUUCUCGGAAAUUCUCUCUCCGCUGAUUGGUCACAGAUUUAUGGGAGCGAUGAUAUGUGUGGAUUAGUAGAUGGUUCUAAUUUUUCUAAUGGUGUCUUCGUUGAUGGUUUAAUACCUCAAAAUUUAGUUGGUGACGGUAGUUCUUGGGUACUUAACCAAAACACCGGUUUUACCAAACAAGAAACUCAUUCUUCUUUAUCUAAUUCACCUUCUGAGGCUGAUUCUGAACAAAAUAAUGAGUCUGUUAUAUCCUCUAAUUCUAACGAUCAUGUUAGAUCUCAAACUCCUGGUCCUUUUCAAAAGAAUAAUAUUCCAAAUUAUUUGACCGCUCGUCGUCGAAGUUUAUCCGCUGAUAAUAUACAUGCUUUGGCAAAAGCUCAACAACAAUUAGCUAAUCGUAAGGUCGCAUAUCUCGCUCAGCAAAAUUCUGAUCAAAUAUCUUUCCAAAGACCUCAUACUAUGAAUUUUGAUCAUCAUUCUCAAUUCUCUCUUAAACAACAGCCUAUUCAAAUGCAAGAAACUACUAUCAACCAGAACAUUUUACAACCCAACUCAACAAACUACAAAUCGCUUACUGAAUUUCAAGCUAGAUUUAAAGUAAAAUUAGAUAAAAGAAAUCAAAGGAGUAUGCCAAAUAUUCAUGCCGCUGCUCAUGCUGCUUUAGCUCAAUCUUCUAUAAAUCUUCAAAAAUCUAAUCCUACAAUCGGUGGCCCUGUUAAUGGUAGUGUUCCUAUCAUGGAAUUAAAUCAGCCCUUGUCCACUCAAUCAUUCGCUGAGAAAUCUAAUUCUCUUAAGCCUUCUCUUAAUCCACCUCGUCGUGGUCAUAUGCGUAAACGUUCUCUUUCUGCUCCUACGACCCCAUUCCCAAAUCUUACGCAACAGUCUCCUGGUUCAAUUCCCUUACAACCUGCUCAAUCUUUUCCUCUAAACUUUCCUAUGUCCUUUCACAAGCCUAAUGCUUUACCUAUUCAAAUUCAUAGAAAUCCAAAACAUUCUCAUGCUAGUGCUCCUUUAUCAUCUGAGGAGUAUCAACGUAAACUUAAUGAAGAACUUGAAAAAGUUGACUUUGAUGAUAUCACUGUUAGUGAACUCAAAGAAAUGUUACGUCAAAGAGGUAAACCUGCUACUGGUAAAAAGGCUGUGUUGAUGCAAAGGCUUCAAGAGGAAGUAGAGCAUGUUAAAGCUAUGAAAAAUAAUAACCAACAGCUUAAAAAUCAAAUGAUGUCAUCUCCUACAUCUCCAUCUAGUGGUGUCUCUUUGCAAAGAAGUAUUGCUAAUUUACAAAUAUCCAGUCCGCCCAUACAUUCUCGACGCUUUAGCCCUUAUGGUAGUGUUAGUAUUCCGGGCAGUCCCAGAAUAAUGCCCAGCGGGCUGGGUAAUGGACGAUCCGGCUUUAGUGGAAACGUUCCAUAUACUGAAGGUGAUGAAUGGCAAUUUCAUAAUGUUGGAAUGGUAUCACCAUUAGCUUCACAAGAUCUUGAUGAUGCGGUUCACCCAUCUCAAGCUAUGAUUAUAAUGGGAUCACAGCAACCGCAAGAAAUGUAUGGACAGCAACAACCUUCUUCCGCUCCUGCUACUACCACUGAAUUUGAACAAGCAUUUCAACAACAACCAUCAUCUGCUCCUCCAAUGACAACUGAAUUUGAAACUUUUGAAUUCAUGAAUCCAAUGGCUAUGAAUAUGAUGUAA